AUGGCCUCUCCCGCCGCUGCCAUUGCAACCGAACCCCCGCUCUCGUCUGGCCCAACUCCAACCCCUCCCCCGGCUCUCCCUUUGGACGACGUCGCGAGACUGGCCAAGCGCCGUCGCGAAUCAGAUUCCGAGUCGUCGCGUGCCUUUGCAUCCCAUCAGCUCGGCUCCCAAUCGCCCCCGUCGAAAUCUGCCAGGCUGCUGCCGGCAACUGACCAAUCACUGCCUCCCCCGUCCGCCGCCGCAACUCUGGAAGACGAUCAACGCCGUAAAGAAGCGGACGAGGAGGCUGAGCACGACCAGACGACUGGUCUACGCGCAAACAGCGAGAACCCUAGCCAACGAGCCCUCCUCUCCCUCUUGUCUGCAGGAACCCAAGCCAUGAGCCGCCCGGCAGACGCGCCUCAGCUGGCCCCUACGGCCACUAUGGAGCCCUCCUCCAAGCUGGCCACGGCUGCCUUGUCCAUUUCACAAAACAGCGGCGACCGCAUCGAAGAACGGAGCGAAAUGACUCCACAAAGCCCAACGAGCAUUGCCGGUGCGCAAGUGACCGAGAGCCCGACAGCCAUGGAUGUUGAUGUUAAAGGGGAAUCGCUCGUCUCUCAACAGGUUGCCGUGCAAGAAGAGCGGCAGCAGCCCGGAUCCCUGUCAUAUCCUGGCUCCUUGCAAACCAGCGGCAGCAUGCCGGAAUCACCAGUCCGUGGCAUGACCUUUCCGAUGCCUUCCCAAGGCCAGGGCUCCCCGCCACCGUCCGCAAACAAGAAGCACAAGUGCCCAUACUGCAAUACCGAGUUUACUCGGCACCAUAACCUCAAAAGUCAUCUCCUGACGCACAGCCAGGAAAAGCCUUAUGUAUGUACCGACUGCCAAAUGCGCUUCCGCCGUCUCCAUGACUUGAAACGCCAUGGCAAGCUUCACACCGGAGAGAAAAAUCAUGUGUGCCCUAAGUGCGACCGCAAGUUUGCUCGAGGUGAUGCUCUUGCCCGCCACAGCAAAGGGCUGGGCGGAUGUGCUGGCAGACGAUCGAGCAUGGGUAGCUUUGCCGGCGAAGAUGAGUUGGAUGGCGGCAUUGACGGAGACGAAGCUGUCAUGACGGGCAUCGCCUACGAGAACCCCGAGGAGGAAGAACUGAGGCGACAAAGCUUGCCCAGCAUGACUGCCCAGCACAUACCAGGCGGCCAGCCGGAUCAGUACGGCGGUCAUUCGCGGACGUACCCUCCGGCCGGAGCAAGAACUGCCGCAGCUGCCGGCCUAUAUGCCCCCAGUGGCGGCCAGAACCAGGCCGUUGGUACCGGCAGCUCAAGCGUGUCAACCAGUAUCGGGGGCAGCCACACACCAAACACCAGCAUCUCUUCGGUGGCGGUUGGUGGGCCGAAUGCAGGUCUCUAUGCACAGGCUGGUGUGCCGGAAACCGGGAAGCCACUGAGCCCUGGUGGUGUCCAAGGCCACGACGGCUCUGGUGUCGUACGGCAACGAUCGCCUAGCCUGUCUCAGCAGCUACAGCAGCAGCAGAUGGGAAGGCGGCAGUCGGAGAUGCAGUCUCCUCACGGUGGACAAAACAGGCCUAAGUUGCCUGGAUUAACUCACCCUGGAUACGCUUCGACGGGCUCUCCAGGAUUCUCCCACGGCCGCCCGCCAACUGCAACCGCCUCGGGCGGCGAUAGUGGCAACAUGUUUGCGCAGAGCGACCCAAGCGUUUGGGCCUACAUCCAGACGUUGGAAGAGAGAGUCAAGUCGCUCUCCGAUAAGGUGGUUUUGCUCGAUCACGAGAUGUCUGUCCUCAAGAAGCAACUUGAAAGUCGUGAAGGGGUUCCUGCUGGAUGA
This is a messenger RNA of Trichoderma aggressivum f. europaeum, 1821 nucleotides long. RefSeq names its product transcriptional regulator family: C2H2 zinc finger. NCBI's taxonomy places the organism in Eukaryota, Fungi, Ascomycota, Sordariomycetes, Hypocreales, Hypocreaceae. Gene Ontology annotation, molecular function: DNA-binding transcription factor activity, RNA polymerase II-specific; RNA polymerase II cis-regulatory region sequence-specific DNA binding. The transcript has a single exon. Bases 1 to 1821 code for a protein of 606 amino acids. Gene Ontology annotation, biological process: regulation of transcription by RNA polymerase II. The record is from RefSeq and is a predicted model, not a curated record.